Molecule: messenger RNA, 1845 nt
Organism: Triticum dicoccoides
Lineage: Eukaryota; Viridiplantae; Streptophyta; Magnoliopsida; Poales; Poaceae
Product: fatty acyl-CoA reductase 1-like
Exons: 8
Coding region: 123-1646 (507 amino acids)
Biological process (GO): suberin biosynthetic process; long-chain fatty-acyl-CoA metabolic process
Cellular component (GO): intracellular membrane-bounded organelle
Molecular function (GO): alcohol-forming very long-chain fatty acyl-CoA reductase (NADP+) activity
Source: RefSeq, a predicted model, not a curated record
ACUCACCUACACAAAUCAUCUCCUUCUUCCUCUCUCUCUCUCUCUCUCUCUCUCUCCCUGCUCUCCCUGCUCUCUCUCUCUCUCUCUCUCUCUCUCUUGCGCACACAAGAAAAAAAAUCAAGAUGGUUGACACACUGAGUGAAGAGAAGAUCAUUGGAUACUUCAAGAACAAGAGCAUCCUCAUCACUGGAUCAACAGGCUUUCUUGGAAAGAUACUAGUGGAGAAGAUACUGAGAGUUCAACCUGAUGUAAAGAAGAUCUAUCUUCCGGUGCGAGCGGUGGAUGCCGCGGCGGCGAAGGAUCGGGUGGAGACUGAGGUGGUAGGGAAGGAGUUGUUCGGGCUUCUGAGGGAGAAGCACGGGGACUGGUUUCAAUCUUUCAUCUGUGAAAAGAUCGUCCCAUUGGCCGGAGAUGUGAUGCGUGAGGACUUCGGCGUCGACAGCGAGACCCUGAGGGAGCUCCGGGUGACCCAGGAGCUCGAUGUCAUCGUUAAUGGCGCCGCCACCACCAACUUCUACGAAAGGUAUGAUGUGGCCCUGGACGUGAACGUGAUGGGAGUGAAGCAUAUGUGCAACUUCGCCAAGAAGUGCCCCAAUCUCAAGGUGCUCCUCCAUGUCUCCACGGCUUAUGUUGCGGGUGAGAAGCAAGGACUCGUGCAAGAGAGACCAUUCAAGAAUGGCGAGACGCUGCUCGAGGGGACCCACCUCGAUAUCGACACCGAGCUGAAACUGGCCAAGGACCUGAAAAAGCAGCUUGAGGCCGACGCCGACUCGUCGCCCAAGUCCCAAAGGAAGGCCAUGAAGGACCUUGGCAUCACCAGGGCCCGGCACUUCGGGUGGCCGAACACAUACGUGUUCACAAAGUCGAUGGGGGAGAUGGUGCUGGGCCAGUUGAAGUGUGAUCUCCCUGUUGUCAUUGUCCGUCCCAGCAUCAUCACCAGUGUCCAGAACGACCCACUGCCCGGAUGGAUCGAAGGCACCAGGACGAUCGACACGAUCGUGAUCGGCUAUGCGAAGCAGAACCUGACAUACUUCUUGGCGGACCUCAACCUCACCAUGGAUGUGAUGCCGGGCGACAUGGUGGUGAAUGCGAUGAUGGCUGCCAUCGUGGCGCACAGCUCGUCCUCAUUGGAGAAGACACAGUCACAUCCCGAGCCACACGCACCGGCGGUGUACCACGUGAGCUCGUCGCGGCGUAACCCGGCGCCGUACAAUGUGCUGCACGAGGCUGGGUUUCGGUACUUCACGGAGCACCCUCGGGUGGGCCCUGACGGCCGCACGGUGCGCACCCAUAAGAUGGCAUUCCUCAGCAGCAUGGCUUCCUUCCACCUCUUUAUGAUGCUCAGGUACCGCCUCCUCCUUGAGCUCCUCCACCUGCUCUCCGUCCUCUGUUGUGGCCUCUUCGGCCUCGACACCCUCUACCACGACCAAGCACGCAAGUACAGGUUCGUGAUGCACCUGGUGGAUCUGUAUGGGCCCUUCGCGCUGUUCAAGGGCUGCUUCGAUGACGUCAACCUAAACAAGCUCAGGCUCGCCAUGACCAGCAACCAUGGAAGCCUCUUUAAUUUCGACCCCAAGACCAUUGACUGGGACGAUUACUUCUACAGCGUCCACAUCCCCGGGGUCCUAAAGCACAUGCUCAACUGAAAUAUCCAUGCACCGAAAAUUUAGGCGUUGCCUUAAUAAUUAAAUAAUCGUACGUUGUAAGAAAUAUCCUCCCAAAUUGGGUUCUAACCGUUAAAUAAUCUGUGUGAAAGAGGGAAAUGUGUCUGUCGCUUGAUAGUGCAGGCAUCAACUUGCAUAUGCUUCUUGAAGAACAAGGAAUGCUACAUCAUGAGUUUCGUUC